AACACCUGCAUUUUAUAAUAGUAGAUCUACGACCAAUAUUUGUACCAGUCUAGCUAGCUAUAAAUACAGACUACAGUACAUGUUUAGCUACGGUGAAGGAGUGUUGAAGGGGGGCCACCAUGCCACGCUGCGUGCUCAUCGGGAGGCAAUAGUGAGCUCACUGAGUGGUGGCUGUCUAGUAGAGAUACUGCCCAAACUUGUGGCAAAUGGAGUUAUCAAUACACAGGACAUGCAGAAACAUGAUGCUGAAGGGAAAGAUACAGUUGAGAACCAGGCGAAACAUCUCUUAUAUCUUUUGGAGGAGAGGGACUCCUCAGAUUUCACUCGUUUUGUACGUGUACUGUUGAGCUCCUCUGAGAAAUGCAAAGAAAUAGGACAGCUGCUCUCCAAGGAGUCUGGAGUUAUGGAUGACGAGAAAUAUGUGAAGAAGGUGACAGAGAAAGGGCGCGUGCCACUCCAGCCCAAGGUCUACCUGGAGAGGAAAGGCCUCAUUGAGAAAAUCCGCAACGAACUCAGAAAAAUGGCUAACGGAGACACGUGGCUGGUGGUCCAUGGCAUGGGUGGCACUGGAAAGACGGUGCUAACAGCUGAGGCAGUGAGGGAUGCUGAUUUGCUACGGACAGUGUUCCCCGGUGGGGUCAACUGGUUCGAAGUGGGUCACAUGGCUGAUCAUCACUUGGACAAAGCCAAGUUGCUCGAUAACCUAGUGACUCUCAUUUUGAGACUGGAUGAAAAUGUACAUGAUGUACAUAUACCACGUCACACCGUGGAGGCUGCCGCUGAUUACCUGCAAAAUGUGAUGAGCAAGAGCCAAAAAUCCCUGUUAAUCUUGGAGGAUGUGUGGAGUCCUGAAGUAGCUAAGGCCUUCUCUGCCUGUCGCAAUGUGAUCAUCACCUCACGAAAUGCCGCCAUUGCUAGCGAAGUCCAGACUCGAAUUGUCCAUAAUAUUUCAGUAUCUGAAGAUCUUACUGAUACGGAAUCUCGUGUCUUAAUGGGCAGCUGGCUGAAUGCCGACCCCUCUUCCCUCUCCACCUACGUCGGCGAAAUCGUUAAGUACUGCCGUGGGUCUCCCAUGGCCAUAGGACUUAUCUGCCCCAUUUUGAAGCGUAAAAAUACUGAAACUCGAUGGAAAGAAAUUGCUGCACAACUGGCGACGAAGGCCCUUGUACUUCGUGCUAGCACUAAAGAGAAUAAAAAAUGUACUCUCAACGGUUCCAUAGAGCUCAGUGUCAAUUACUUGCCUCCUGAUUUGAAGUCAUACUUUGAGAUGUUUGUGGUGCUGGACUAUGGCACUGUGAUCACAGGACAGGCCCUGAGCACUAUGUGGGAUAAUGAGGACAUCUUCGAGACAGAGGACAUCAUGGAAAAGCUGGUUGAGUACUCUAUGGCACAGCUGGCCAACCCGGGAGAGGAGAACCAAGAUGCUCUGCUUUAUCAGAUCCACGACCUUUUCCUUGAUUAUCUCAAGCACUUGAUAACUGAAGAGCAACAAAUGAAGAUCCAUGCAAGGGUAGUCGAGCGAUACCAUAAGAAGUGUCAUGGAGAAUUUGCUGAACUAGAGGACGAUAACUACAUAUUCCAGAACCUCCUAUCCCAUGUCGCUGCAGCUGAAAGCAAUGAGUUGCUUGGCAACCUCAUGACACAGCUCAAGUGGCUCCUUGCUGUGGCCCAGCAUGGAGGUGCUAACACCUAUCUCUCCGCCUACGAUAGAUACAGGAGCAAGAUUCCAACAAAAUUCAUGACAAGUUAUUGCCAGUUUGAACGGUUCCUGUCUGAGUACAUGUUCAUGCUGGCCCAUCGUCCCUCUUCACACGAUGUCAUUCAGCAAGCUAUCCUCCUCCCACACAAUAAUAUCAUUCGCAAGCAAGCCUUGGGCCUUGAAAAACCAAGGAAAAAUUCAUUCUUUCAACAGAAUACUGAGUGGUCAGGCACCAACGAAAACAACACACUCAAGCUCAAAAUCCACAAGGAGGGGGUGAGCGAGUGCUGCUACUCUCAGGACCAAAAAAACAUUCUCUCUUGUGGAGGGAAUGAAGUCAAGUUGUGGCACUCUACUAAUGGUAUAGUGUUAGCAGACUUCAGAGGUCACACAGAUCAGGUGACCUGCUGUGAUCUCUUGCGUUCUGGCAAAUUGGCUGUAUCCUCAUCAGAGGACAACACUGUUAAGGUUUGGGAUGUGCGCAAGAAGACUGUAGUACAAGAUUUCAAAGGUCACGAGUAUGGAGUCACGUGCUGUGCUUUUUCCCCUGAUGAAACUGAAACUCUUGUCGUAUCAGCUGACGUUGACUGUGUUGUCAUGUUAUGGUAUGCCCAGACUGGUCGGAUUCGUUGUGGAUGGCAUACUGGAGCUUUGUCACCAGCGAACACUCCUACCGAGUCUCCAACUUAUCUCCCCAUCCAUAGUUUGUCCCGCAGUGACAGUCAGGCAGUAGGAGAGGCAGUUAUGGCAUGUGCCUUCUCUCCAAGUGGAGAGACAAUCGCUACCGGCUCUAUGAACGGGAUAGUCAGAAUAUGGAACCUGGCGGGUGAGCUACAGUCAACCUUUACCGGCCACACCUCACAUAUCAGAAGCUGUGUAUUCUCCCAAGACGGAAAACUCUUAGCUACUGCUUCUCUGGACCACACUGCUCGAGUAUGGACUGUGGAAGAUUGUAAUUGUGAUACCAUCAUACGUAAUGAUACGGCUGUAUUUUCAUGCAAUUUCCUACUGGGCGACUCUCAACUUUUGACGGGAGAUUUCGAGGGUUCCGUAAAGAUGUGGUCACUCCCGGAAGGUAGGCUGCUUCGUGUUUACCCAGCACACUCUGACUACGUCAACUGUGUCCUUUACUCACCAACUAUGAAGUCCAUUCUGUCUGCUGCUGAUAACGGAGUGAUUAAGAUCAUGUGCUUGGACGAAACCGAUGAGAGUGGAAGUAAGGAAGAAACAGAUUCUCAUUCUAACACCAUCUACCAUCGAAGAUUCUCUGCCAGUUUCAUCGAGAUCUCAGCAUCAACAUUUGAACCAUUGAUUGUUUGCUACGUCACUAAAGAGAAGAAAAUGCAAGUGUUAUAUGGUACGAAAGCUGAGAUAGUUGUCUCUAGUCUGCCACUUGUACCUGAAGAUAACCCUCGAUGCUGGGUCAUCUCUAAUAAAGGCUUACUAAUAGCCGUGGGUUAUAAGAGUGGCACUAUUCAGCUGCUGUCACUGAGCAAGGCAGAUGCAGAUGCAGGCUCUGGUUGCGAGUGGAGUGUCAGUGAGGUGUGGAGGAGGAAACAAGCCCACGAAAAACCUCCUUUCAAGAUUUACUUCUCUCCUAGUGAUGAAAAGCUCAUCUCUUGCUCCAGUGCUGGCCACAAGGCAUGGAAUGUCAAGGAUGGUCAUGAGAUAAGCAGUAGCAGUGGGCGUGGUCUGGGAGUUCGUCCCUGUGUGUUUUUCAGUGACAAUGUCCGAGUGGCCUCGGCAGCCGACAAUGAGGUUCUGGUAUGGGAUGCUGAUACUGGAAUCACACUGAAAACAUUUGCUACAUCAACUAAAGAUGGUUUCAUUUCGUGUAUAAGCCUUUCUGUUGAUAAUACAAGAAUAGCCAUCUCAAAUACUGAAGGACUAGUCAUGGUGUGGGAUGUUGAAGAUGGCUCCCUGCUCUUUAAAAAUAAUUCUUCCUCGUCUACCCGAUGUUGUGCCCUUUCACCCGAUGGCUCGCUAGUAGUAGCAGGAUUUGACAAUGGAUCUCUGAAGAUAUGGAAUGUGGAAGGGAAGCUGGUGAAGGCAUACUACACUCAGUCACACCACUGGAUGAUCGACCUGGCCUUCUCUCCCGAUGGAACUACCAUAGUGGCUCUCUGUGAAAGCAUUACGUGGCUUGAUCUAGAUGGCAGUCUGAAGAGCAGGGUGAUACUAAAUGGAGGCUUUGGCAAGUUCGUUCGCUACUCUCCUAACUUUAAGACAUUUGUAACUAUUGACAAUAUGGGUCAACUCUAUGUGCUUACUACAAUAUAAAUUAACUAAAAGUAUAUAGUACAAGAUUAUAUUAGUCAUUGCAUUUCUUCAUAAUUUUAUAUGUUUGUGUCAUUUAUAUAGUAUUAGUACCAAUUUUCAUGACUGUGCAAUGAUCGACAUA
Messenger RNA from Halichondria panicea, 4100 nucleotides. RefSeq names its product apoptotic protease-activating factor 1-like. Gene Ontology annotation, biological process: regulation of apoptotic process. The record is from RefSeq and is a predicted model, not a curated record. The transcript has 24 exons. Lineage: Eukaryota; Metazoa; Porifera; Demospongiae; Suberitida; Halichondriidae. Gene Ontology annotation, molecular function: ADP binding; protein binding. Bases 80 to 3979 code for a protein of 1299 amino acids.